AUGAUGUUCCCAAGCCUCUUAGCUCCCCCUGCGGUGUACCCCAAUCUACUGAGACCCACCCCGACUCUGACGCUGCCACAGUCUAUCCAGACUGCCCUGUCCAACCACACCAGCUUUUUAAUAGAAGACUUGAUCAGGAUCAGCCGACCAGCAGGAUUCCUGCCCAGGGCUGUCCCACCUCCCAGCAUGUCCCCUCCAACCUCUGAAAGUCCCAACUGCAUGAGCGAGACAUCAGACUUGGCAAGAAGAGAGGGUCCAAACCAGACUUCCAUUUCUUCCAACAACAGUUCCCCUUUUCUGAAGUUUGGAGUCAAUGCAAUCCUCUCCUCCAGCCCUAGGACAGAGUCGGCACAAGUCUUGCUCCCCAGCGCCCAUCCAAAGCCCUUCACCUUCCCUUACUUUGAAGGAUCCUUCCAGCCUUUCAUUAGAUCUUCCUAUUUCCCAGCUUCCUCUUCGGUGGUGCCCAUCCCCGGCACAUUCUCCUGGCCCCUGGUCGCUCGAGGGAAGCCCCGCCGGGGCAUGUUGCGCAGAGCCGUGUUCUCAGAUGUCCAACGCAAAGCUCUAGAGAAGAUGUUCCAGAAGCAGAAAUAUAUCAGCAAACCGGACAGAAAGAAACUGGCUGGGAAGCUGGGGCUCAAAGACUCUCAGGUAAAAAUUUGGUUCCAGAAUCGGCGAAUGAAGUGGCGAAACUCCAAGGAACGGGAAUUGCUGUCCUCCGGAGGGUGCAGGGAGCAGACACUACCCACCAAAUUUAACCCCCACCCAGACCUCAGUGACGUGAGCAAGAAAUCCUCGGGGGAGGGAGAGGAGGAGCCAUUGUGCCCAGGAAACAGCCCCGCCCACGCCUUGCCUUAUCAAUGCCCAGAGCACCAUUUAAGACUUGAUACCCAGCUUCCUUCCUCCCCUUUUAACUCCAGCAGUGCCAGUAAACCCUCAGACUUCUCAGACUCAGAGGAAGAGGGAGGGGAACAGGAAGAAGAGAUCACAGUCUCCUAA
Xenopus laevis (African clawed frog) is the source of this 996-nucleotide messenger RNA. RefSeq names its product developing brain homeobox 1 S homeolog (gene dbx1.S). Gene Ontology annotation, biological process: cell differentiation in spinal cord; regulation of transcription by RNA polymerase II; regulation of DNA-templated transcription. Gene Ontology annotation, cellular component: nucleus. Gene Ontology annotation, molecular function: DNA binding; DNA-binding transcription factor activity, RNA polymerase II-specific. The record is from RefSeq and is marked provisional. Lineage: Eukaryota; Metazoa; Chordata; Amphibia; Anura; Pipidae.